UGCUACCAAUGGAAAUUUCCUGUGACCGUUGCUGAUUCCCGAAUAGGAUGAUUGGAAGGACAUCGCUGGUAGAACAAAAAAAACUUCAGUGGGCGAAAGAAAGGGAAGAAAUGGCUCGUCUGGACGUUAAUUGGGGAACUCUGAAGUCAAAUAUUUACAACCGCACUCACAUUCUCACUUACUCGAACGAAGCCAGAUUGCCCUUAGGGGAAUUAAAAGAUAGAUCUCCCGUACAACCCUUCCGUACAGCCGGACAUUACGGGAGCACCAUCAGUCUAAAAAGUCUAACGACGGAAAGUUCUGGGAAUGGCAAUAACAAUCUCAAAUUUGAUUAUAACGGUGGCAGUUUAAUUAAUCGUCGAGACCAGGUGGAGACCUCACAAGUCAGACACAGAAGUCCCAGUCUGCCUCCAAUCUUCAAUAAGGAACAACAACAGUAUUUCUGCCAGCCA
Molecule: messenger RNA, 452 nt
Organism: Trachymyrmex septentrionalis
Lineage: Eukaryota; Metazoa; Arthropoda; Insecta; Hymenoptera; Formicidae
Exons: 4
Source: RefSeq, a predicted model, not a curated record